AUGACGUCGACCUCGAAAAGGCCGCAUCUGUCGGCGCUUUCGGAUCGUUCAUGCACAGGGACAGAUCUGCAUGACCACCGGCCGCCAACUGGUCCACGAAAGUCGCACUCCGGACCCAUCAUCGACGCCAAACAACGCGACCACAUCCACUCUCUGGUCAACGGGAGCUAUCGCGGCCGGAGCAAAACUGGCGCUGGCGGCACCUACGAGGAUCUCUUCUACCGGCCCACCGUGCUAGCCGACACCCCACUGACCGCGCCGGCCUUCGCCGACGAGGUCUUCGGGCCAGUCGCACCGGUGACCUCCUUCGCCACCGUCGAACAAGCCGUCGCCAUAGCCAACGAUUCCGAGUACGGAUUGUCGCUGGGCAUUCUGACCUCCGACGCCAUGCGCGGACUCGAACUCGCUCAACAGAUUCCCACCGGCCUGGUCCACAUCAACGAUCAGACCGGUCGGCGACAGAAGCCGUCAUCCCGUUCGGCGGCAUGGCGUCUUCGGGUAACGGCGGCCAUGUCGGCGGUAUCGGUGCAAACCUCGAUGCCUUCACGGAAACACAAUGGCAUUUUCUCUUGUUGUUCCCGAGAAGGACCCGUUGACGAACACAGUUACGACGAGCAGUGCCGCGAGCCCCAGCGCUACGCCAACUGCCACCGAUUCCCCGGACCAGUCCGUAGCAAGAUCGCCGCGCCGGGAGGCCGUGAUCAUCGGCGCUUUGAGCCUGGCAGCGAUGAUCGUCUCGAUGAUGCAGACGCUGCCGGUUCCGAUCCUGGGACGGAUUCAGUCCGACCUCGGAGCCUCUCGUCCGCCGGCGUCAGUUGGGUGACGACGGCGACCCUGCUUUCCGCUGCCGUCUUCACUCCCCUGCUGGGACGCUACGGCGAUCAGCACGGCAAGAAGCGCACCUUGGUCGGCGUCCUCGUCGUCAUGGUGAUCGCUGAUCCUCGGCCGUGUACUCCAGGGAACAGCCACCGCGAUCUUCCCUCGCACUCCUCGGUCUUGCGCGAAGAGAUACGACCACAGAAGCUUCCCGGCGCCAUGGCCCUGGUCAGCGGAACUCUCGCGUUCGGCAGCGGUCUCGCCCUCGUGGCCACGGGUCUGCUCACAUCGGCUCCGGAUGCCGACUACCGCAACGCCUUCUGGAUGGCCACCGGAUUCGCAGUACUGGCCUUGACGUUGCCGUCGCCACGCUGGUCCCGCCCACCACGCACAAAAGCGGUGGGCGCGUGGACCUCAUCGGUGCGC
Mesorhabditis spiculigera is the source of this 1242-nucleotide messenger RNA. The record is from the annotation of a GenBank genome assembly. NCBI's taxonomy places the organism in Eukaryota, Metazoa, Nematoda, Chromadorea, Rhabditida, Rhabditidae.